Messenger RNA from Cyprinodon tularosa, 1722 nucleotides. Its product is annotated as phosphatidylinositol 4-phosphate 5-kinase-like protein 1. Gene Ontology annotation, molecular function: phosphatidylinositol kinase activity. Gene Ontology annotation, biological process: phosphatidylinositol metabolic process. NCBI's taxonomy places the organism in Eukaryota, Metazoa, Chordata, Actinopteri, Cyprinodontiformes, Cyprinodontidae. The transcript has 10 exons. Bases 158 to 1426 code for a protein of 422 amino acids. The record is from RefSeq and is a predicted model, not a curated record.
AACACACCUUUAUUUUGAAUGGGGCGCACCCUUCAGAGCCGGUUUGACCUGCUAGGGGUGAGCAAAUAUUUGAUAGAGAAAGGCUCCAGUUGCUGAACAUUGUUGAUAGAGACGUUAGCUGUUCAGGUGCUGCGUUUAAACACAGAUUCAGAGAAAGAUGGCAGGGGACGACUCCGCAGGCAGACCCAGAGCUGCCCGGCGAGCGCGAUGGUGGCAGCUCAGUCAGAGGUGGAGGAUGGUGGGAGUUUUUGAAAUCGACAGCAAACAUGAGUUCUACUCUCUGACCUCCAUGAUGAAGGAAGGCCUGCAGGCCUGCAUCCAGAACACAGAGGAGCAGGAUUCACUCACAGAUGCACAUUUCAAGACUGAGGACGUUCAACAAUGUAAGGGGUUUGAGAUGCAUGCGUUUGCAGCAACGGUGUUCUCUGCACUGAGGCGUUCACUGGACAUUAGUGAGCAGGAAUUUCUGGACUCCCUCUGCUCCGACGCCAACUACCUUCAGUUUAUAAGUAACUCCAAAAGCAAGGCGGAUUUCUUCCUCACAAAUGAUAAAAGGUUUUUCCUGAAGACCCAGAACGAGCGAGAGAUCAGGUUCCUACUGUCUAACCUGCCGGCGUACAUGGAGCACCUGGAGAAAUACCCUCAUUCACUGAUGGUGCGGUUUCUGGGGGUCCACCAGAUUGUUGUUCCAAAUCAACUGAAGAAGUACUUCAUCGUGAUGCAGAGUGUAUUCUACCCUGAUGAAAGGAUCAACAUAAGGUACGACAUCAAAGGCUGUGAGGUUGGGAGGUGGACGGACCCUGAGGCAGGAGGAGAGCAAAUCAUAAAGGUGCUAAAGGACAACAACUUCAGAGGACAGAGCAUUGCUUUAGGACCAGAAAAGUCCUGGUUUGCCAGACAAGUCAAAGCUGAUGCAGCUUUUCUCCAAGAGCUGAACGUGCUGGACUACAGCCUCCUGUUGGCCCACCAACCUCUGCAUCAGGAUGAGCUGGACGGCAAGCAUUCCUUCGCCGACCUCAUCCUCCGAACCACAAAAUCUUUGGACCUGGAUGACCGUCCCACAGACCCAGAUCCCUGCCAUGUUCCCUUACUGCACAGUCGGAGUGAAGAUGUUCAGGAUGGUGCUGGCUGUGGGUCUGAGGGCCCUGAACCGACCCAGGAGACGAUGUGUGAUGCAGAGCUAAAGGAAUUCCACGAACAUAAUCGAAGACUGUUGCCAAACUUCAAGAAUGCGAUUCAUGUGAUAGACGGAGCAGACCGCCGCUACUUUGUGGGCAUAGUGGACAUUUUCACCGUUUACAGUCUGAGGAAAAGACUGGAGAAUCUGUGGAAGAACCUUCGCUUCCCUGGCAGAGAUUUUUCUACUGUCAGUCCUGUAAAGUACUCCCAGAGGUUCUGCAGGUGGAUCCAGCAGCAUACUCAGUGACUCAAUGGGACAGAUAUCAUUUGUUUUCUGGUUCCACUUUGUUGACUUGUUGUUUUUAUAUCCAUUUUGGUCCAAAUAGUUUUUUGAUAAUGCUUUUUUAAAUCAAAUAAAACAGAUGAAUCUUUAUUUUAAAUAAAAAAUGCUGUAUCUGUUCUCAGGUUAUCUUUAGAUGAUGCACUGUAGCCUAAAUCUAUUAGGUGUGCUGUUAUUUCCAUAGUAGCGCCAGCAGGGGGCAACAUCGCACCAAUUUGUCGACUGAGAGAAACUGCUUCAAUUAAAAUGUUUUUGCUUCAAAA